GCGAUCACUCAUGGCUGUGAUAUCCAUGCUCCGUAGUCAGUGGCAAGGUUGAAUACGCAAAAUUGUACGGAAUGAUAACUUUUUUUCCCCCAAAUCAUCAGAAGAGGCGCACAAGAGGGAGCUUGAUUUGAUAAAAUGAAAUGACUGCUUAACUUUUGAGAAGAAAAAAAAAAAGAAAAAAACUCCGGUCUGCAUCUCCUUCCUCCUCCUCCUCAGUCCUCCCGCAUUCUCCUCCUCUUAAAACCCUAACAACAAAAGCAGCGGUCUUGUAGUUGUAGUUGUAUCCAUAGUCGUCGCCGCCUCUUCCGACAACCUCCCCUCCUCUGGUGCUGCUAUUCUCGGGAGGACGCCCCUCCUGCCCUGCCCUGCCUCGCCUCAGGGACGGACCUGGGGGGAAGCAUGAGCAAUUCCUUGAGCAUAGAACCGUUUAACAGAUUGGUGAAGCUAACAGCUCGAGCAUUCUACGAUGACAUCUCAACUAAGGGCGAUAAUCAACCCAAGACCAGCCGCAGUGAUAACCGUGGGACGGCUGUGGUUAUUCUUGAUGCGCUCACUAGACGUCAAUGGGUGAGAGAAGAAGAUCUGGCAAAAGAUUUAAAGCUUCACUUGAAGCAACUUCGUCGGACAUUGCGGUUCUUUGAGGAAGAGAAGUUGGUCAUGCGCGAUCAUAGAAAAGAGACAGCAAAAGGAGUAAGAAUGCAUAAUGCAGCAGUUUCAGCCACGGCUAAUCACCAUUAUGGAAGAGAGGGUGAUGACAAGAUUAAGCUGCACACUCACUCAUACUGUUGUUUAGAUUAUGCACAGAUUUACGAUGUUGUGAGGUACAGAAUGCAUCGCAUGAAGAAAAAAUUAAAAGACGAACUGGAUAGCAAGAACACAAUCCAGGAGUAUAUAUGCCCCAACUGUAACAAAAGAUAUACUGCUCUGGAUGCAGCAAGGCUUAUUUCCGAAGACGGUGAAAACUUUCUUUGUGAAAGUUGCCAAGGGGAACUUGUGGCAGAAAGUGACAAGUUAGCUGGUCAGGAUGUAGGAGAUGCUGAUGAGAAUGUGAGGAGGCGCCGACGUGAAAAGCUUAAAGAGAUGCUUCAGAAAAUGGAGGAGCAGCUCAAGCCUUUAGUUGAGCAGCUGAAUAGAGUUAAAGACCUAGCAGUUCCUGAUUUUGGAAGUCUGCAGGCCUGGGAAGUUAAGGCUAGUGCUGCUGCACGUGCAGCAGGUGGGGACAAUCCCGAUGAUCCCUCUAGGUCAUAUCAAGGUGGAACACCAAUGCCUUUUCUGGGUGACCCAAAGAUUCAUGUGGAUAUUAGUGGUGUGGAAGACAAGGAAGACUCUAAAUCUGGUACUGGAAGUGCACCCAUGAAAGUUCUGCCUCCUUGGAUGAUCAGACAAGGUAUGAAAUUAACAAAGGAGCAGCGUGGUGAAGGGGAAGAAGAAUCUAAGCCAGACGUCACUUCAGAACCGGCUGGUUUAUCAGACGACAAGAAGUCAACUGUUGUAAAGGAUGACAAAAGCAUUCAGGACGAGUAUUUCAAAGCUUAUUAUGCUGCUAUAUUGGAACGACAACGGGAAACAGAUGUCAAGGGGGAACCGGAUGUAUCUACUGAAGAAGUUACAGGUCAAAACACAUCUUUAGAUCGUCAAGUUGGCUUGAAAUCAAAACGCGAGGAACAGAGCGAGGAUGAGGAUGUAUGGGAAGAAGCUACACCUUCAGGGAACACUGGGGAAAGCUACAAGGUGGACUUGAACGUUCAAGCUGAACCUUUACCGGAGGAGGAGGAGGAUAACGAUGAAGAAGAUGUUGAGUGGGAAGAUGGUUAAUUCUUGAAUCCCCGGAAACCCAGUUUGAUACUGCAGUUUUGUUAGGCAUUAUUAUCGUAGUGUAACCUGACUGCAAACACUCCUUGGCAUUUUUAUCAAUCCCGAGCUCUAAAGUUCUAAUAAUAACAGUAGUUGUUCAACUUGUGUGUUAUGGUAAAAAAUAUUAGUGAAUACCAAUGUUUAUGGACCACGCCCCUUUGUGGCAUGGCGUAACAAAUACUCGUUCUUGAUCACAUCUACCUCCGAAGCCGAGCUGACAGGCUGCAAGACCAAAUGUUGUCAAAAUGUAGAACCUAACUUUGUAUUAAACACGAGCUCAUCUCUUUGUACAACUCCUAGAGCAUUUCUUAGGAUAACAAUUCAUUUAUCCAGUUUAAUUUGUGCUCUGUAUUUGUUAGAUUUUGAUUUGUGCUCUGUAUUUGUUAGAUUUGAUUUGUACAUGUUUUCCAAAAUUUAACAUUUUGACAUUGUAAUAUAAAUACUUGCAUUUGUAUUAUCAAUACUAAUUUGUCUCAUAAUGUUUCAUAAAAUUAUUUUCUUUAUCAAA
Molecule: messenger RNA, 2362 nt
Organism: Spinacia oleracea (spinach)
Lineage: Eukaryota; Viridiplantae; Streptophyta; Magnoliopsida; Caryophyllales; Amaranthaceae
Product: transcription initiation factor IIE subunit alpha
Exons: 11
Coding region: 400-1815 (471 amino acids)
Biological process (GO): transcription initiation at RNA polymerase II promoter
Cellular component (GO): transcription factor TFIIE complex
Source: RefSeq, a predicted model, not a curated record